AUGUGUCUCUGCCCUUGUUCUUCUUUCCCAGGAAAGAUUUGGUUAACUCUAACCAUCCUGCUGAGACUACUGGUGAUCUUCUUCGCAGCGUACCCUCUCUACCAAGAUGAGCAGCAGCGCUUCAUCUGCAACACCUUGCAACCGGGAUGCGCCAACGCCUGCUAUGACAUGUUUGCACCCAUAUCCCACUUCCGGUUCUGGCUCAUCCAGACUGCCUCCGUCCUGCUCCCUUACUCCCUGUUUUGUGUCUACGUGUUUCACAGUGUGGCCAGGCAGCUUGUGAAGGCCCGUUCCCUGCCUUAUCGCCAGUAUAAAGAGAUCAAAGCCACAUCGGGCCACAAAAUUUCAAAGAAGUCUUCCAAAGGGGCGGCAGGCAGCAGAAUCCCCUGUGAGGCAAACAAAAUGGAUAUUCCAGAUUUUUCCAAAGCGUAUAUCGUCCAGCUUCUUCUGAGAAUGCUGGUUGAGGCCUGUUUUGGGUCGGGCCAUUACUAUCUUUUUGGAUUCUUUGUUCCCAGACGUUUCGCCUGUUACCAGUUUCCUUGUGCGAGCUACGUCGAGUGUUUUGUUUCCAGGCCCACCGAGAAAUCCAUCAUGAUGUUCUUCAUCUGGGGUCUCAGCGGCUUCUCCUUCCUCCUCAGCCUCAUUGAC
Messenger RNA from Gekko japonicus, 648 nucleotides. Its product is annotated as gap junction delta-4 protein-like. The transcript has a single exon. The annotation marks the transcript as partial. The record is from RefSeq and is a predicted model, not a curated record. Gene Ontology annotation, biological process: cell communication. Gene Ontology annotation, cellular component: connexin complex. Lineage: Eukaryota; Metazoa; Chordata; Lepidosauria; Squamata; Gekkonidae.